GUCGAAAUCUCGGUACGCACUCACUAAUAUUAUCUUAUUCACGAUGCUACUGUAGGAAAUUUGCAAGGAAACUAUUAUUGCAGUAUGUUGGCGCUCUUGAGGCUGUUGUCCAAACACAAAGCCGCUCUUUUCGUGGCUGCGGUUGCGAGCACGGCAUCUUUGCUAUUUGGCUACGAUACAGGUGUUGCCGGAUCUGUUGUUGCCCUCAAAAGCUUCUCAUCAGAAUUCAAAUUCUCUACCGAUGCUGCAAAAGCAGCUGACAUUUCCUCGAACAUUGUCGCUCUCUUGAAUGCCGGGGCCUUCUUUGGAGCUUUAGCCCCUGCUAUUUCAUCUCGAUACUUCGGGCGCAAGAUCGUGAUAAGUGUUGCGGCCUGUUUUCUCCUUCUGGGAGGGAUUCUACAAACUGCUGCCCAGCCGCUAAGACUGUCCAUGAUAUAUGGUGGCCGGGUGAUAUCUGGGUUUGGGGUGGGCAUGGUCAGUAAUCUCGUUCCACUUUACGUGGCGGAAACUUCGCCGAAAGAACUUCGUGGACUUCUGAUGUCGCUUUUCGAGAUGUUUCUUGUUAGCGGCGGGCUGUUGGCUUAUUGGACAACCUAUGGUUGCUCAGUGCACUUAGAGCCGACAAGUAAGCAAUGGCGGAUACCCUUGAGCAUCCAGAUCACUCUUGCAGAAAUUGUACUUGGAGGGUCCUUCGCCAUUGUUGAAUCUCCUAGAUGGCUCGCCAAACAAGGCAGGUGGGAUGAGGCUGGCGCUACGCUCGCUUAUCUAAGGGGUAUUUCCUCUGACGAAUCCGAGUUGAAGUGCGAGCUUGCUGAGAUGUAUGCACAGUUGGAUGAAGAACUCCGCACCACGGCAGGAAGAUCUGUCAAAGAAAUGCUCCAACGAGCGAAUUUUUUCAGAAUACUCUGGGGCUGUGGCAUUGCGUUCUUCAAUAUUUGGUGUGGGCAAAACGCCAUCCUGUAUUAUGCCCCAACCAUUUUCAAGCGGAUUGGGUUCAGGGGCCAGAACCCAGCACUUUUCGCCAGUGGGAUUUUCACAGUCAUCAAAGUGGUUGUCACGAUUGCCUUCCUUGUCUUGGGUGUGCAGAACUUUGGCAGGAGAAGCAUACUCUCUGUGGGGAGCUUCUGUAUGAUGGCAAUGCUAUUCUCACUGGGCGCAGUCUUGAAGACCCACCCUCCAAUUACCGGGCAAUCAAUUAAUAACUCUCCAAGUGGAAGAGCGAAGAUGGCUACAGUUUAUCUGUAUAUCAUCGCCUAUUCAAUGUCAUGGGGUCCUCUGAUCUGGGUGUACAUGGGAGAGAUCUUCCCAACUCGAAUUCGUGAUUAUUCGAUGGCAGUGGCAACCAUGGUCGUGUGGUUCUUUAAUUUCGUGGUCUCGAAAUGGACGCCAGCGAUGAUAUUACAUAUUGGAUGGAAGACUUGGAUCGUUUUCGGGACAAUGAAUGCUGUUGGAUUUCUUUUCACUCUGUUCUUGCCGGAGACGAAGAGCUUAUCGCUGGAAGAAAUGGACGUUCUCUUUCACGUGGUGGAUCAGUCAACCCGCCUUCAUGAUAUUGAAGACUACAUCGCCACUCCACAGCCAGAAGCUACUAACAAAUCUGAGCUCUGA
Messenger RNA from Mollisia scopiformis, 1608 nucleotides. RefSeq names its product general substrate transporter. Bases 85 to 1608 code for a protein of 507 amino acids. Gene Ontology annotation, biological process: carbohydrate transport; transmembrane transport. Lineage: Eukaryota; Fungi; Ascomycota; Leotiomycetes; Helotiales; Mollisiaceae. Gene Ontology annotation, cellular component: membrane. The transcript is spliced from 7 exons. Gene Ontology annotation, molecular function: carbohydrate:proton symporter activity. The record is from RefSeq and is a predicted model, not a curated record.